GACCCUUAGUUGUCAGGAGUGUGUGGUCGCGUGAGGAGGACUGGAACCCACGUGCGGAGAGGAUCGGGAACCUCAGAUCCAAAAAAUGAACAACUUAGUCAGACGGGCGGCGCUUGCCUGCCUCCUGCUAGCCUUCCUAUGCUGCAACUCUGCAGCAGGGCAACACCCAACGCUGCCGAUCCUUGACAUGGACAAUCUCCCAGCCACCAAUUUUACGUGCAAGGAAAAGGUUAUUGGCGGCUACUAUGCAGAUGUUUACACGGGUUGCCAGAUGUUCCACGUGUGUACGCUUGAUGAAAAAGGCGAGAUCCACGACUACAAGUUCCGCUGCCUGAUGGGGACGGUUUUCGACCAGGAGACGCGCGUGUGCGAGCGCGCGGAUGACGUGGACUGCAGCAAAUCCGAGUCGUUUUUCCAUCUCAAUAACGAGCUUUAUGGGCCCGGCAUCAUCCCUUCCUCGGCCAUUAUCAGGAUCAGUGACACGAUCGACGACCCGACGGCGAUUGGCGAGCACGCGAGCGCCGCGUCCUCCACGACCACACAGCCGCCCUUCGUGUUCCCCGUGACGAGCUUCUCCUGCCACGACAAGAUCCCGGGGGGCCUGUACGCCGACGUGGAGACAGGCUGCGUCGUCUUCCACAUCUGCUCCGUGGAACCGGAUUCAAGCACGAAAGACAACAAGUUCGUCUGCGGCGUCGGGACUCUCUUCGACCAGACGACGCGCACCUGCCAAGCCGAGCGGGAGGUGGACUGCGCGCGCUCGCCCUCGCUCUAUUAUCUCAACGAUCCCCUCAGAGGACCAGUCUUCCUGGAGCUUGAAGGCCAGUUGCCGGAACAGCAGUUCGAUUUCCCGCGCAUCCCCGUUCACGAUUCCCAAAAUUCCCGAAGGGUUAAACGCGACAAAGACGACGCCGUGGACCUGUGCCGCUGGCGUCCCCUCGGCUCCCCUCUGGCGGACCUGACGAGCCAGUGCCACGACUACACGGUGUGCGAGCAAAGGGGCGACGGAAGCCUGGUCGAGCGGAGGCUGCCGUGCAAGAAGGACUUCCUCUUCUCGCAGCUGAGGCGGCGCUGUGUUCCUGAGAAGAAGGUGAACUGCGCCAAGGAGACCCUCGGAGAGAUCCUGGGCUUGGGCGGUGCGAGGCAGAGCCCCUCCGGCAGCAGCAGCAGCAGCAGCAGGAGAAGGCGAGCCGCCUCUCUGCUUCUGUCACACAGGUUCCGCCGAGCCGCCCUCACGCCCCUCGCCAACUUGGUCCCGACCCACGCCGCUGAGGACGCGCGCGUACGUCGGGCCCUGUACAGCCUGGCGGCCCUUCAGCAGUGGGCGCAGGAGAACGCCCGCCACACGGCCUUUAUCAACGUGUACACUCUGAACACGCGAGGCAAGGAGGGCUACUUCCCCAAGAAGGCCUCGGGCGCCGGCGGCCAGCAGGAGGGACGCAGGUACGGCUACAUCAGUCGCAGCAAACGAGACGUGAACAACGCGACCGUGGCAGAGCAGGCGCUCCACCAGAACGGAACCAAGGUUGCGGAGCUCAGCCCAGACGCCGUCAGCAGCCCGACGGACGUCCGCGAGGAGAUCCGGCCGAACCCGUCCGUCAUCGGAGUCGCCCCGAAGAUGACGGUGGUGAGGCACACGUCCGCUCCCGGGUCGGGGGUUCCUCCCGUCUCCAGCACGGUGUCCUCGGCCGUCCCCUCGCUGCUGACGACCUUGUCCACUCUCACCAUCAGUGGGGCUUCAACGCGCACCUCCAAAACAACCACGUCAACCACCACGGUCACAGUAACGCCAUUCACCGUCACCAUUACCACAACAGAAACCAAAAUCAUCCCCACAGAAACAGCGACUGUGAUAACGAGCCAGGCUUCAGGCAGCCCCACCAGCACCAUAGCGCCUUCGCUCACAGAGACCACUCCUCUCCCGACCAUGACUCAGAUCCCCGAAAUUGCGCCUCCUGUCAAUGUUGCUGACGUAGGUAGUGCAACAGUCGUCAGCAGCAGUCCCUCAGAAACCAAACCCGAAGCCGUGACACCCGUUACCGAGGCCAGCUCUUCUACCCCGAGCGUUCCUCAAGAAGCAAGUAUUAGCCAGGAAGGAACUACUACCGCUGUUCCUGAUGCACAGAACACAAACAUAACUACAAGUAGAAUAGAAACAGAAGUAAGUUCAACUGUUGCAACCACCACAGUAAGCUCUUCUACGGAAUCCUCUGCAGUAGAAGCACCAGUGAAUUCGAAAGCAGAGAACACCACAUCUGCUACAACAGAAUCUUCUGCACCACAAGCAGUAGGGAAUUCAACAACAGAAACUACCACAGUUUCUUCUUCAACGGAACCAACCGUGACAGAACCAGCGGUCAAUUCCACGGAAGUGAAAGCACCCGAAAGCGUUCCGGAAGCCUCAACAACAACAGCAACAACAACAACUACCACCACUACUACUGUUGCCAGUGCUUCGACCUCAGGGGCAACUGUCAGCCCACCCCCAGCCACGUCACCACCAGAAGGCGCUGAACCUGCCUUGGAAGACGCCCCGUCAGCCAACGCCACAGCCACAACAAGCCAGCCCCCGGACUUCAUGGUUCCUGAGGGAAGCGUCAAUGUGUCUACCACGGUCGUACCUGGGGAAGGGGACACGCUAGCCAACGGAACCUUAGUCCAGCCAACGCCAGCGCCACCCACGCUGGGUACCUACACGAGAGACAACCUCCCUGAAACUAGCUUCACUUGCAAAGAUAAACAGCUGGAACAGUUCUACCCAGACCCAGAGGCCAACUGCCAAGUGUUCCACUAUUGUUCACUAGGAUUUAUCGAACAGCAAGUACUGGAUCUGAAGUUCCUCUGCACCGGCGCCACAAUGUUCAACAUAAAGACCCAGAAGUGCGAAGAUAUGGCUAAUGUCACCUGCAGCUUUAAUGACACUACUACAACACCACCACCACCUACUGAGCCAUCAACCAUCGCAACAGAACCGUCAACAACAACAACAACAACAGUAACAACAACAACAACAACAACAGAAAUCACAACACACUCAUCAUCUACAACAGUAGCUACAACUACCACAACAAGGCCUGAGUUAUCCACAUCAAAAACUCCGGUAAACACAACAGAAGCACCAUCAGCUACAACGGGAGCGCCCUCGACCACACUGGCAGCUAUAGGAGACCCAACAGAAGCCCCGGCAACCACAACAGAAGCCCCAACAACUACAACGGGAACACCGCACGAGGGUCAUCAUCAUAACUGGAAUGCUACAAGGCCAGACGUAGAAGCUGCUAAGAAUGAAAGUGUUGCUGAGGAGAAGACAGCAGAGAUCGAGCCGGUCGAAACCACAACCUUGGAGCCCGAGGUGAGAGAAGUGACCGAAGUAGAAUUACCCGAAACUGAAACCGUAACGGACAGAGUUGCGAGGGAAGAAGUGUCAACCAGUACGGAGGGUUUGGAGUUUACUUUUGAGACAACCACCGAAUACUUCCUGGUGGAAGAGCCGGAAAUCAACACGGAACUCGGACCGAUCGUCCUCGCUCCAAGCUCCGCAGAGGAGCCGUCAGUGGGAAGCACGAUAAACCCCGAAACCUCAGAGACUCCCGCCAGCACAACAACACCCGUCACAGAAUUCCCCACGGACGUGUCCACACAGGAGAGCAUAUCGCCCCAAACUCCAGCGCCCACAGAAACCACGCCGCUGACGGAGGAGGUCGCUUUAGCCAGCGAGGAGUUAGAAUCGAGCAUCGUGUCGAUAGCCCGAAACGCCUCCAACGAGUCGAAUCACACUGCUUCGACGUCCACUGAAGCGAGCCAGACCGAAGCGGCAUUGUAGGGUCCGUCACUCGACUGGACGAGAAGGGUAUUAAAUGGCGUGCUUCAAGUCGCGCCUGUAAUAACACUAUUAAUUAUUCUUCUGUUCUCUCUUUUUGGGGGUUUAUUUAUUCUGAGAGAUUAUCAGUAACAUAGGUUUAUGUGAGAGUUAUACCUGUUACCCGUGGUAUUCCGUGCCAAAAAAAAAAUAAUAAUAAUUACCUACUCUGGUUCAAGGAGCAGAAAAACAUUCCAAAAAAAAGGUAUUAUUUUCAUCACUGUGAUACGUUGCUAAUGUAGGUAUUUUGUGAAGCAAAAGGGAAUUUCUCUUUAACCAUUAAUCUACCAAUAGAACUCUUGUUUUUUUUUUUUUUUUUUUUUUUUAUCUUAAAAAGAAAGUUGACACAAUCACUAGACCAUGGUUUUAAAAGUCACAUGUUCCAACUUUUUAUUUUUUUGUUUUUUCCGUAUGUCAUAUUAUGGGGGGGGGGGGGGAUUGAAACGAUGUAAGAAGUAAGAUAAUUUAGCAAAUUAGCAUGAAGGCCAGUGGUGGGAUGUGAUAAGGUAAAUAAGGUAGCUAAUUUGAACUCAGUGUAAGAACAUCCGAACUACAAUGACACAGUAUUAAAAAAAAAAAAAUACAAUGACACAGUAUUUAAAAAAAUAAUAAUUACAAUGACACAGUAUUUAAGAAAAAAAUGAUUACACAGUAUUUAAAAAAAAAAGUAUGUGUUAUUGUACUGUAUGAUAAGUUGUUAGUAAUUUUGAGUCAGAUAAGGUUGUGGCACAUUAGGCUAGUAGGUAGCUUAGAAAUGGACUCGUGGUAAAUGUGAGAAGAUUUUUAAAAUGUAUUUAUUUGGGAAGUUUGUUAAUUUAUAUAUAUAUAUAUAUAUAUAUAUAUAUAUAUAUAUAUAUAUAUAUAUAUAUAUAUAUAUAUAUAUAUAUAUAUAUAUAUAUAUAUAUAUAUAUAUAUAUAUAUAUAUAUAUACUGAAUCAACGGAACUACCACCAUUUUACCUAACUCGUUUGUACCCUUGAGUGGCAUUUUCUGUACUGAUCAUUUCAGGAUUAUUAAGAAUUACACUUCUAUGAAAAUAAUAUCUUAUCACAAGUCUGUUUUAAGAGCCUUCCAGGGAAUACCGUCUCCUGCUAUUUAGUUAACAGACUCAGUCUUACUAGCAGCUUAUGAGAGAGUGAAUGGUUGCAACGUGCUACAGACGACUGUUAUUAACCCUUUCAGUUGAAUUACGGCCGAGGAAAGAACAGGAUACUUUUUUAUUUUUAUUAUCUUUAUUACUGUAAAUUUCACAUCAAAUGGAAAAAAAAGCACCCCAUUGCAAUCCGUUGAUGUUUCAGUUGAUUAGCAGAAUUUACAUGGCAUUCAUUAUAUAUGCAAAUGUAUAUACAUGCAUAUGUAUGUGUAUAUAUGUAUAUGUAUAUAUCCCACAAUGAGAUGAAUCCCAACCAUUCUCUAGACAAAUUUUAAUCUCAGAACAACCGUAGAAAAUUCAGGUAAUAGAUACUUUUUUUUUUCUUAAUAGAGAUUUUUGUUUUAAUAUGCCACACCCAAUUUUAUUCCAGUGGCUCACCCACACGCAAACAAUUUUUUUUUCCGCUUGAUAGCAAGACACGUAGAGCAAAUAUCCUUAUUGUUCGUUAUCUCGGCCUAACAUCACAUAGUGAGAUUUACAUUCCGUUUACGAAAGCUUAGACAGGAAACUUCGGCGAUAUAAAUGGUAUAUAUAGUUUCUUCUUCUUCUUCCUCCUCUUCUUCUUCUUCUUCUCCAUAAUCCUUUUUCGUCCUUACCCGUUAUUCAAUAAGAUAACAUAUUUUCCUUACCUUUAAAUGAGAUAUCUUUUUACAAUCACCGUCACAAUAUAGCGAAACAUCGAUUUCUAGUUAGCACAGACUUGUUACACAUAAUAUAUCAUUAACAUCAUCUCCUUUGUAUAUUACAUCAGUGUCAAUCAUAUCAGAUAGAUAAACAUUUAAGAAAAUAGAGUCUGUUUCUUAUGAUAAUAAUUCAAAUUUAUUAAUUAAAAGCGUUUUUGCAUUACUUUUGGCUGACUUUAGUUAGAUAUUCACCUUCUAAUAUUAUAUAUACGUUGAUUAUAUGCACGUAACAAUCAUUAUAAAUAAACAUGCAUAUAUUUAAGAGUAUAUUAGGAUUUACCUCCCUUUUUUUACAUAUAUAGUGUAAAUUUCUGAUUAUGUUUAACGUAUUGGUUGGCCUAAGAAGUGAAUAAUAUUUUCGAGAUAAAUGUACUUUACACCAGUAAAUAUGAACGGUAACUAACAUAGGUAAGGUAAAAUGUAAGCAUCCUUUAUCUUUUUACGAAUCAAGAGAAAUUUCUGGACAUUAGGUCACAUUAAUUGUCAUGCUAAGUGAUAUUUUGAAAGCGUGUGUCAUUGUUGAGAUGGAAUGUGUAAUAUUUUUAUAAACAAAAUCAGAUAUCAAAUAGUGGUAAGUACACAAGCAAUGGUUUGUAUAAGUCACAUAAAACUUGGACGAUGAGGGGUCAAGGCAAUCAAAUUGUAUCACAGCAGAAGACACUAUCAGAAUCUAAUCCUCUUUAUAGCGUGUGUACCAUGGUGAGCGUGAUUCGAACUUGUUCACGGAAACCCAGAGUAGUAACAAAACAAAAAAAAAAUUUGAGAUGCCUGUCUUCCAGGUGCUUGCAAUAACGUAUUACUAUUAUAAUACACAUUUUUGUAACUAAUGAGGAGAGGCGAGGGAAGAGUCAACAUUUUCCUUGACGUUCCCUCGGCCUAAAUCAUGUUCCUUUUGACAUAGAAGAAAUAAAUGACUAGGUCCUUUGAAGAAUGAUUUUUUUGCUUGGGUAGAUGGAUUUCACACUAGGGUCAUGUUAUCAUUGCCAUUUUACAGAAGCUAAAUUUUCUUUUUAUUAAUGUUAUACCCGAUUCACUCAGAUUUCAUACUCAAUAGCCGUGUACCUGACCAAAAAAAUCCUUUUUAAAAGUAUUCCCUCCUUGCUACAAGGCAAUUCUUAAGAGAUGAUAAACUUGCACAUGGCUUAAUCUUCCUUUUACUGAUGACAUGUUUAGGCCAUGUGCAGCGUUUAUACAUGAGUCGCAGGGUUCAAGCCUGGUGAAGAAAACCAGUGAUUAGAGAGAGAGAGAAGACAAUAUACGAGUUUAAGGAUGUAGGUCUAUUUUGUGAAUGUGUUUGGAUUGGAGGAAAGGCUACGUAGACAUUAUAAAGCGUUAAUCUGUAUUGCACAUUUUUUUUAAAAGAUGGUUAAUCCCUCUUGAACUGAAAAUAAAUAAAUAAGAAGUGUGUGUGUGGCGAUUUUUGCGUUGGUAUAGUCUUGGAGAAUGUAAUCCCAGGUAGAGAAUUACACUUUUUUUUAAAUAUAAUUCCAUCUGAAAUUGAAAAUGUAAUGGAAAAAAUACCGUAGAGUAAACAAAAAAAAAAAAAAAACAGACAAGAUAGGCAUCCUCCAGUCCACACAGAAGCAUCCAAACGCAUCCAUUCUGCCGGUGAUGUGUUAGGAACUCGAAAGCCUUUAACACACUUCAACAAGGUUCAAGUUCACCACACUGUAAAUAGAAAAUGAACCUUGCUGAAUCCUCAUUUAAGGUUUUACACCAAACUUUGAAGUAAAAAUGAGCAUUGGCUGCUUUUUUCUUGCAUUUGUGAUUAUGAUAUUUAUUAUAGCAUAUAUCAUCCCUGCGUUGUUUCUAUUACUGUCUCCUUGCCUCAUAAUAAACAUGGUGACUUCAUGUUCA
Molecule: messenger RNA, 7552 nt
Organism: Penaeus monodon (black tiger shrimp)
Lineage: Eukaryota; Metazoa; Arthropoda; Malacostraca; Decapoda; Penaeidae
Product: mucin-5AC-like
Exons: 9
Coding region: 86-3823 (1245 amino acids)
Cellular component (GO): extracellular region
Molecular function (GO): chitin binding
Source: RefSeq, a predicted model, not a curated record